AUGACUGUCAUAAAUUAUAAAUCGUACCAACAGGUGCUAGAUUUGGCCAGUGAGAGCAAGCGCACCACCAAGGCAUCCAAGACCACUGCGGGUGCUCCCAAGAAGAGAACAAAAUCCGGUUGUCUCACUUGCAGAAGAAGAAAGAAGAAGUGUGACGAGGAGAAGGUGGGUGGUAAGUGCCAGGCAUGUAUCAGAAACUUCUUGGACUGUUGCUGGCCCGGCGAGGUUGCAGCCGAGCAGCCCGAGACCGAGACUCUAGAGGCUGAGAGUUGUGUCAAAGUUGAAAAGGUCGAAAUCAAGAGCAAAGGUGCCAGCGCUUACCCUUCGCCAGUUUUGUCGCCCCAAGCCGAGGCUGUAGAUGACUGCAAGGAUAUCAAGCCACUCGAGUUGGGAACGACGUUCAAGAACACUUCAUCCAAGGUGACUAAGCCUAAAGUGACUAAGCCCAGGAAGGCCAGGAAGGGCCAGGCACAGUUUAUUGUCACGUCUUUUGAUCACGACAGAGCGUUGUGCCAGGUUAAGGUUUAG
Sungouiella intermedia is the source of this 528-nucleotide messenger RNA. Lineage: Eukaryota; Fungi; Ascomycota; Pichiomycetes; Serinales; Metschnikowiaceae. The record is from the annotation of a GenBank genome assembly.